GUCCGCCAGUGCCAGGUUCAUUUUAGGUUUGACUGUCGCCGAACUCCUCGGAGACUGACACUGACACUGACACUGACACAUUGAGCAGAAAGGACGGCAGCGCCACGAAACACCCGGGUUACUCCUUGGUGCUCGCGAGGAACCGAGAACCAGGACAAAGGGGUUGUCAGCGCGAUUAUCCGUUGUCCCGAGAAACCGAGUCUGGACUUCAGACCAUGAGCGAGUUGCUGAAGUCGACGCCGAACGAACUGCUCGUGGUCACGCCCACCUUGUACAACAUCUCCCACAAGAUCGACCCCGCCGAUCGGUCACAUUCCCCCGACGAGUCGCCCAGUCCCACCCCGUCGGCCAAGUCCAGGAGUAAGAAGGAUCUAUCGGAGGACGAGCAGUUCCUACUGAGGAAGAAGAUCAACAGCAGAGAGCGCAAGAGAAUGCACGACCUGAACGUGGCCAUGGACGCGCUGCGGGAAGUUAUGCCUUACGCUCACGGGCCGUCGGUGAGGAAACUGUCCAAAAUCGCCACUCUCUUGCUGGCCAGGAACUACAUCCUGAUGCUCACCAGCUCCCUGGAAGAGAUGAAGAGGCUGAUCGGCGAGAUGUACGGCCGGAGCGGCUCUGCCUCUCGGCUGGCCCAGCUGCCAGUGUUGACAGCCGGGGGCUCGCUGCUGCUGGGAGCCGCUCCGUCUCUCUUGACCCUGGGCACUCCCAGGCACUCGUCUCCGACCAUGAAGUGCCCCUUGACUCCGGACGAUCAGGCUUGUUUCCAGCAGUGGCCCGGCUCUCCUUGCGCUUGUGCCGCUUGCAGGUUUCACUGUAUCCCCUCGACCCUCAACCCUCCCAGUCUCCAGACGAGGUUUCCCAAGUGAUGCCGGAAAUCACCAAACAUCGCACUGGGACAUUGCUGGGAUCGCUUCAAACACCGUAAAAAACAAACUUGUAUGAAUGAAUUAAACAAAAGACACGAAUAAGUGAACUAGAAUAAUGCUAUUUUCUCUACUUUGUAAGCACUACAGUAUUGCGAGUUUCUUUGUUUAUAUUAAUGCUUAAUGUUAGUAGGUGGAUUAGGAUAAGGAUUUCAUUGACGUCAGGGCCGGUACUCCUUAUUGUUUUCGGAUUAACGAAGGGAUAUGCAAAAGGGUUUUCAGUUUUAUGGCUCCCAAUACAAGCGAUAAUAUUUAGUAAUACGUCCUUGUGAAUGACAGAACCAACCGGACUUUCAUUGUAUAAAUUCAUUCUAAUUGCAGAAUAAUUACUCCUUAACAAAGCGUUGAGCUUCUAUUAACAAUGGUUACGGUAUUUAUUGUUAACAAUUCAGCAACGCCACUCCUUGUGUACCAACUCAUCAAUGCGUCACUUUUUUUUUAAAGUCGGGAAAUUGAACUGUUAUCGGUUAGUGUUUUGUGGACAAAUGUUCUAAUCUAAUCGCGUGCAUUAAAUGUAUUGUACAGUUAUAUAUAUAUGCAAUAAAUGUUUUGAUAUGCAGAGUUAGAGUUGGCGUGUUGUUUAUUCCGUGCUUCCUUAGCUUCAAGCACAAUAUUGAUCUCGCAAAGAUACCCCUCAACUGCAGUGAAACGUUAUCUGCUAUUUAGGACAUAGGGCACAUUUUCUGCGAAUUGUGUCUGUGUUCGGGUGCGCGCUCUCUUUUACAAGCAGGGCAUAUAGUAUUUUUUAGCAACAGUUUGCUUUCGAUAGACAAAUCAAAUUGACAUCUGCAUAUAAAAGAAUGUCACUUUAUACGAGUUCCGGGGUGAAUAACCAUUCAUUACAGACCUUAUAUUUAAAACCAGUAUUUUAUACAAUAAUCGCAGUUAAUGCCCAAACACCAAUAUGCAUUCAGUGUGAAGAAGGCUCUCGACCCGAAACGUCACCCAUUCCUUCUCGCCAGAGAUGCUGCCUGUCCCGCUGAGUAAUUCCAGCAUUUUAUGUUUCUAUUCUAACCAAUUGGCCUGAAGUCAUUUCAUAUCAAGUCUAUGAUCUGUGAAAAUAUUGUGCGUCUUCUUUUUUUU
Leucoraja erinaceus (little skate) is the source of this 2006-nucleotide messenger RNA. Its product is annotated as oligodendrocyte transcription factor 3-like. Lineage: Eukaryota; Metazoa; Chordata; Chondrichthyes; Rajiformes; Rajidae. The record is from RefSeq and is a predicted model, not a curated record. Gene Ontology annotation, molecular function: protein dimerization activity. Bases 216 to 866 code for a protein of 216 amino acids. The transcript has a single exon.